Tyto alba (common barn owl) is the source of this 9147-nucleotide messenger RNA. RefSeq names its product valosin containing protein interacting protein 1 (gene VCPIP1). The record is from RefSeq and is a predicted model, not a curated record. Gene Ontology annotation, biological process: Golgi reassembly; protein ubiquitination; protein K11-linked deubiquitination. The coding region runs from base 313 to 3978 and encodes 1221 amino acids. The transcript is spliced from 3 exons. Lineage: Eukaryota; Metazoa; Chordata; Aves; Strigiformes; Tytonidae. Gene Ontology annotation, molecular function: cysteine-type deubiquitinase activity.
UGCGAGAGGCCGUUGCGUUGCGGGCAACGGCUAAGGCAGCGAAGAGGCUGUAAGCGGCGGCGGCGGCGGCUUCCGCGUUUGCCGGGAGGGGGGACGGACAGACGGAUAGGCGGACGGACUGGGGUGGGGGGCGAGGAGCGGCGGCGGCAGCGGGAGGGCGCUCGGUGGAUGGGCGGCUGGCGGACGGCACCGGCGGCGGCAUCUGUCAGGCGCCGGAAUCUGUCAGGCGCCGGUCGUCAGCCGGGGCGCAGGGGAUGAGCCUGUGAGGGCGGAGGAGCGCGAGUGGGGGUGAAGCCCGGGCGGAGCAGAGCGAUGUCCCAGCCGCAGCAGCAGCAACAGCCGCCGCCGCCGCCGCCGCCGUCUCCUCAGCAGCAGCCGCAGCCGCCGCCUCCGGCCGCCUCCAAGAAGCGGGACCGGCGCAUCUUCUCGGGCACCUGCCCCGACCCCAAAUGCCAGGCGCGGCUCUUCUUCCCGGCCCACGGGCCGCAGAGCAGCGGCAGCAUCGAGUGCACGGACUGCGGGCAGCGCCACGAGCAGCGGCAGCUGCUGGCCGUGGAGGAGGUGACCGACCCCGACCUGGUGCUGCACAACCUGCUGCGAAACGCGCUGCUGGGCGUCAGCGGUGCCGGCCCACCCCGCCGCAACACCGAGCUCGUCAAAGUCAUGGGCCUCUCCAACUACCACUGCAAGCUCCUGGCCCCCAUCCUGGCCCGCUACGGGAUGGAUAAGCAAACUGGCAAAGCCAAGCUCCUCACGGAGAUGAACCAGGGAGACAUCUUUGACUGUUCCCUCUUAGGUGACCGCGCCUUCCUCAUCGAGCCGGAGCACGUUGAAACCAUCGGUUACGGAAAGGACCGCUCUGGCAGCCUCAUCUACCUACACGACACCCUGGAAGACAUCAAGAAAGCCAACAACAGUCAGGAGUGCCUCAUUCCCGUCCAUGUGGAUGGAGAUGGUCACUGCCUGGUCCAUGCGGUCUCGCGGGCACUUGUUGGCAGGGAACUGUUCUGGCACGCUCUGCGAGAGAAUCUAAAGAAGCAUUUUGAGGAGAAUCUGAGUCACUACAAGGCGCUUUUCCAUGACUUUAUUGAUGCAGCAGAGUGGGAGGACAUUAUCAACGAAUGUGACCCUUUGUUUGUUCCUCCAGAAGGCGUGCCAAUGGGCCUUAGGAAUAUUCACAUCUUUGGUCUGGCCAACGUGCUUCACCGGCCUAUCAUCCUGUUAGACUCCUUGAGUGGGAUGCGAAGCUCUGGAGAUUAUUCAGCGACGUUCCUCCCUGGCCUGAUACCCCUAGAAAAAUGCAUGGGGAAAGACGGCAUGUUGAACAAGCCAAUCUGCAUUGCAUGGAGUAGCUCGGGACGUAACCAUUAUAUUCCUCUAGUAGGAAUAAAAGGUGCUGCUUUACCUAAACUGCCUAGGAAGCUACUUCCUAAAGCCUGGGGAGUCCCUCAAGACCUCAUCAAAAAGUACAUCAAGUUAGAGGAGGACGGUGGUUGUGUUAUUGGAGGAGACAGAAGUUUGCAAGAUAAGUACUUGAUGAGGCUCGUUGCUGCAAUGGAGGAGGUUUUCAUGAGUAAACAUGGUAUCCAUCCGAGUCUCGUAGCUGAUGUGCAUCAGUAUUUCUACAGAAGGACUGGUGUAAUAGGAGUCCAGCCUGAAGAAGUCACUGCGGCUGCCAAAAAAGCAGUGGUGGACAACCGCCUUCACAGGUGCCUCAUCUGUGGGGCCCUUUCAGAGCACCAUGUUCCUCCAGAGUGGCUGGCUCCUGGGGGGAAACUGUAUAACCUGGCAAAAAGUACCCACGGCCAGCUAAGGCCUGACAAAAAUUACAGUUUUCCCCUGAACAGUUUGGUGUGUUCUUACAAUCCUGCAAAGGAUGUGCUGGUACCAGACUACAGCCUGAGUAGUUUGACUGCUUGUAACUGGUGUCAUGGUAACUUAGUGCGUCGCGUCAGAGAAGAUGGAUCUGUUUCAUAUUUGGACGGAGACAGAACUAAUACUAGAUCCACAGGCGGCAAAUGUGGCUGUGGAUUCAAGCACUACUGGGAAGGUAAAGAAUAUGACAAUCUCCCUGAAGCUUUUCCUAUUACUCUAGAGUGGGGUGGAAGAGUGGUGAGAGAGACAGUCUACUGGUUCCAGUAUGAAAGUGACACAUCUCUGAACAGCAACGUGUAUGACGUCGCCAUGAAACUUGUUACCAAGCACUUCCCUGGUGAAUUUGGUAGUGAGAUUCUUGUUCAGAAAGUUGUCAACACAAUACUGCAUCAAACAGCCAAAAAGAACCCUGAUGAUUAUACCCCUGUAAACAUCGAUGGUGCUCACGCCCAGAGAGCUGAUGAUGUACAGCAAGGACAAGAGUUAGAGUCACAACUUCCAACCAAAAUUAUUUUGACUGGACAGAAGACAAAAACUUUGCACAAGGAGGAGCUGAAUAUGAGCAAAGCUGAAAGAACUAUUCAGCAGAACAUUGCAGACCAGGCUUCCGUAAUGCAGAAACGGAAAAGUGAAAAAUUGAAACAAGAACAUAAAGGGCAACCUAGGACAGCUUCUCCUGGGGCUGUCCGUGAGGGGCCAUCCUCUGCACCUGCUACACCAACAAAGACCCCGUAUUCUCCAACAUCUACAAAAGAAAAGAAAAUUCGAAUAACCACAAAUGAUGGGAGGCAGUCCAUGCUUACCUUAAAGUGCACGACCACCUUCUUGGAACUACAGGAAAGCAUAGCGAGAGAAUUUAAUAUUCCUCCAUAUUUGCAAUGUAUUCGCUAUGGCUUUCCUCCUAAAGAGCUUCUGCCUCCCAAAGAAGGCAUGGAAAACGAGCCCGUUCCCUUGCAGCAUGGUGACAGAAUUGCAGUAGAAAUCCUGAAAGGUAAGGAGGAAGGCAGGCAGUCUGCUUCAGCUCACUCGGCCCAUGCCGUGAAGCAUGAAGAUGCUGCUGUGACCAGUAAAAUCUCAUCGAAGGAACUGCAAGAGCAAGUUGAUAAGGAGAUGUAUUCUCUCUGUCUUCUAGCAACACUAAUGGGAGAAGAUGUUUGGUCUUAUGCAAAGGGGCUUCCUCAGUUGUUUCAGCAGGGUGGAGUAUUCUACAGCAUAAUGAAGAAAACCACAGGUUUGGCUGAUGGCAAGCACUGUACUUUUCCACAUUUGCCUGGUAAAAACUUUGUGUACAAUGCAGCAGAAGACAGAUUAGAGCUGUGUGUGGAUGCUGCUGGGCACUUUCCUAUUGGUCCUGAUGUUGAAGAGUUGGUUAAAGAGGCCUUAAGUCAAGUGCGAGCAGAAGCUACUUCAAGAAGCAGGGAAGCAAGUCCUUCACACGGAAUGCUGAAGCUGGGUAGUGGUGGAGUAGUGAAAAAGAAAUCUGAACAACUACAUAACAUAACUGCAUUUCAAGGAAAGGGCCAUUCCCUAGGAACUGCAUCUAGUAGUCAACAACAUGAUCAAAGAGCCAGGGAAACACCACUUUUAAGAAAGCAUAGCACAGAAACGGACUUCAGUCCUUCUGCUAAAAUUGAGCCUUCUGUAUUCACAGCUGCUUCUGGUAACAGUGAGCUUAUCCGAAUUGCACCGGGAGUUGUGACAAUGAGAGACAGCAGGCAGCUUGACCCCACUUUGAUUGAGGCACAGAGAAAAAAGUUGCAGGAAAUGGUCUCUUCUAUUCAGGCUUCAAUGGAUAGACAUUUGCGGGAUCAGAAUACAGAGCAGUCAGCAUCAGUUGAUCUAUCUCAAAGAAAAGUAGAGGCAGUGAAUUCAACUGCUAAAACUGGGAGCUUUCAGGCUGGUUUACCCGAAUCGCUUUCUGCACCAGGUGGUACUGAACACUUGAAUACCGAAUCAACUGAUGGUAACAUGGUGAAUUCUGUGGGAACAACAUUCCCUGCAAGGUCUAAAGCACAAAAGGGGAAUUCUGUUGAGGAGCUUGAGGAGAUGGAUAGUCAAGAUGCAGGAAUCACUAAUGCAACUGAGCCAAUGGAUCACUCUUGAUAGGUUAAAAUCUAAUAAGGGUAGAAGAAAUUACUGUUCAAAUGUAAUGUUUAUUGGCUGGGCCACACAAAGUGAUUAGUUAUUAAAUCUUGUAUGUAUGUCAAAGAUUAUAUCAUCUUAUUCAGUGCAUGAUAAGCGUGUGAUUGGCAAUAGCUUUCAAUAUUACCAUACUGCUGCCCAGGCUGGCUCUGUUACCUGUAAAUUAGUUAUUAGGAUAUGCACUGAGAUGAAUAUCUGCUGUAAAUGUGGGUUCUUGAAAAUCCUUUGUAAUUUUUAAUUCCUCACAAGUCUUAAAACUGAAGCCCGUGCAAGGUUCUUACCAUGCUAGUUUAAGGUUACUGGAAAGGCUAGAAGAGGCAAAACUAGAAAUGUGACAAAAUUAAUCCUGCCCCAGGUAUGUAAUUCCACUCAAAAAUACACUAUAAACAUGAAUUAAACCUGAAUUUCAAAAAAAACAACUGAAACUAAACUUUGCUAAGUUUGAUAAUGCAGCAUAUACAGUACUUUAGUUACAUUGUGCUGGCAUGUCCUCUGAUUUAAAAACUUUUUCACUCAUACAGCUGUAUACGCUUGUCAGAAAUCUUGGAAUAAGUGUAACUUUAGUAAACACCCUAAUUUAUGCAUAGUGUCAGUUUAAGCAAGUUAGAAAAAAGGCUACUUAGUGUAUGACAAAGAUAAAGUGAAUGUGGUGUGGUUACGCGUGGCUGUCUGAGCCAACACAACCAUUUUGGUGCUCUGUUAGUAAGUGAUAGCAUGUUUUUAUUUCCUCCCAAAUACCGAGCUGGUCAGAUGUUGUGCAACUUUUAAUACAACUAUAGGAGAGAAGCUGGCAAUUGCAAGAAAUGCCAAAUGUUCAGUGGCAAACCCAUUUAUUUUAAAAGAUUUUGAUUACUAACAUUGGUUAGCGAUGGCAAAAAUUAAAUAGCAGCUGUCCUCUUCAGAGCAAAUUAACAAUUUGUUGGAAGGAAAUGACUCUCUAACAUACAUUAUCCUAAAGCGUUCAGUGAUAAUUGAGCUUUUGGAAGCUCGCUGUUUACACCAUGGAAACAAGGAAUACAUGCUGUUUCAGUGUCUAUAAAGACUACCCACCUCUAUUAGCCUCACUUCAGUUUGUGGUGCAGAGUUCCCUGCAUCUGUGGUAAUGUAGCUGGUAUCCACUUGAGUAGCGUGUUCAUCAGACCUGCAGUGCUAGUUUUUAAGAAGCAGCCAUUGUGCUUGCUCCCUAAGGAUGGAAUGUGUAUCUGAUACUGCACUUUGCUUCCUAUCUUCAUAGUCAUAUUUAAAUGCACUAUUGUUGCUUCCUCUAAUGGUGAAAUAACAUUGAACGGAUGAAAGAUGUUAAUACAGCUUCCAAGGAAUUAAGAGCAUUUACCUAUUGAAGUCUGUGUUUGUGCACAUGUGGGUUUUUACCAGUUCACAAAUGUUUGUAUUGUAUAUGUUUGUAUUCAGAAAACUCUCCUCACUUUUUACAUUUCUAAUCACUUAAACAAUUCUAAGCAUUAGUAUGAUAAAACAUCCCAUGAGGGAGGAUUUAUUUUUGUAUGUAUAAAAUUAACUGAAGGAAGUCACUUAAAGAAUAGCCCCCCCCCCCUUUUUUUUUCCCAAAGUAAAUUAAAAUAAUUCUGUUGGUUAACCUCUUAUGUAGAGGGAGUAAAUCUUUUAUGAUUUAGUACACUACUUACAGGUAAAAUAAAAAUCACCUUUUCACAAAUAAAUGAAAUAUGUUAAGAUCUCAAAUUGCUAACCCCUAGGUUAGCAAUUUGGAAACUUGGAAUGUAUGAAGUAAUUUGGCUCACCAGAACUGACCUUGCUGAUGCACUGAUUAACUGGCAGGGCUUACUCAAUGAGAAACAGGAUGCACAUGCAGCAGCUGGAAGCCUGCCAGGACUUCUGAAAACAUUUAGUCUCCCAUGAAUCAGUCUAGCUGCAUGAAGGCUACUUCUGUAUAGAAAAUGUUGAGUAGAGGCUUGUGCUUUGUCACAGCGUGAGGUUUAGAAAAGAGUAGCAGUGGCAUGUUCCUGGGAGGGAGUUUAAGUCAGGAGAGGCUGAGGGGGAGGAAUCUCCUGGAUCUCUUGCAUUUUAGACAAGGUAACUAUAUCACUUCGACAUUUUUAACCUUUUCUUGGAAAAAGAAGUCUUCCUUGGCUGAAAAAAAAAAAAUAUGGGCAGUGUAUAUGGGAGAAUUUGACGUUUGAAAUUGAAAUAUUAAUUGCACAUCAUUCUUAUUUCAAGGGAAGAUGCUUACUUCUUUCAAGCCUUUUUGGUAAGACUACAGAAGUUUGUGUGCCUUUCACUGUGUAAAGAGGAAGGCUUGGUUUAAUCUUGACAAUUCCCAUUUCAGCAGCAAUUUGACACUUUCCUUCUUACCUAAAUAGAAAUAGACACAGAUUAACAGCUGUUUGAUUCACCCGUAGUGUCAUAUUGGAUCCACUCAAGUCAUGUAGAUCAGAACUCUCCAAUAAAACAAAAUGCUCUCAAACAGGAAUGGUAAAAUGGUGUCAAAAUCACAAGGUCUGCUGAUGUGAAUUCCUCUAGUGUAAAGCAGGAUUGUGCAUAUUUCUUUGCAGUGUUCUUAUUUCACGUAGCUUUCUCAUGCGUUUAAAUAUCAGUGUUUUUGAGAAAGAUGGCUUUUGGUACUCUCAAGCGAAGCUAAACUUCAUCUACAUGCCGGUGAGAUGUGUAACUGUACAGGAGAAGUGAAAUAAAGAACACUGAAGUGUAAGCUUGAACAGCUGUUUCAUUUGAUUGCUAGCAGUGGGUGAGAAUGUAAGUUGAGGCAAAUCAGUGUGCCUGCCUUAGAAGCACCCAUGUGCUUUUAGAUUUCCCUGUUAGAGUCAGGAAAAUGGUGGUGGGGUUCAAGGGCAGGGAAGACGUUGACUCCUGGAUGUGAAGCCGUGGCAGCAGGACUUCUCAAAUGGCAUGAAGAGUGUCUCUUUCUCAAAAAAAACCCUAACUUCUUGCUACUGAAUUGCCUGUGGACAGAGGCUGUGGUUCUAAAUUCUUUUUAAGAAUCUGCCAUGAUUACUUUCUUGUCUAGGGGCCAACCAGCUUCUACACAGUGUCUCAUGGCAAAGAUGACUUAAAUUAUUGGAAAAUCCUAAACUUUACUAUGGCUUAGUCUGUAUAACCUAAAUGAAAGAUGACUACUGAAAAUACAAGCCCAGUAUAUAAAAAAAAAAAAAAAAGGGGGUGGGGUUGGGGGGGUGUUGGAAGAAUGAACUAUAUUGCUGACGAACACAUGGGAAACCUCAGAAGAACAGAUCAGUUUUCCAAGCAAAUGCAAGAUUUGUACUACUACAAAUGGCUGGCUGCUGAGUAAGGUUGACUUGUUGAUACUGCUGUUUCUCUGUGAAUCGUUUGCAUUUCGCUGAGGGAAAAUAAAUAGCUUUUCAAAUGAAAUCAUAUAUUGGGAUGUCUUCACUGUUACAGUCACAAACCAGCAAUUUAUAUUGUUGGGUUUGUGAAUCCCUUAUAGUUUACUAGUCUCCUAAUAAAUGUGAAAUGUGAGCUGGACGUUGCUUCUGACAGAAUGCCCUAGCAGCAUUACAGAGGCACAGUGCCACAAGGCUGUAUGCUAACAACCCUGUACAGCAGGAACACUUUCAAGACUAAAAUGCUUAAUUUACAGUCUUUCAAAAAAUAGAAUCUAUUGUCACUGUCACAGGGUUAACAAGAGUUCCUUGCUACUUUUUCAAUGCACUGAAAGUGCCAGGUAAUAAGAUUCAUAGGAUGCUUAUAAUUGGGAGAGUGGUGCUUGGUCUGAAACGUAUGAAAAAUAAACAAUUUAAGAAGAUGUCACUGUUAUCUCUAUACCUGUCUGGCUCCCAUUUUCAAAUAGCAGAAUCUACAUGCUUUUGUAAAAUAAUAACAUGAAGUUGAUCCUUCUGUUAAAAAAACACAGAACAGUAAGUGGUUUGUUUGUUUUGCUUGUGGAUAUCAGUUUAGCUUCUUAAAAUUGAAGAAGUUGCUUAAGAUAUUUAGAAUGCAGGAUUCCCUCUGAGCCCUUAUGCCUGCGGUUGAGCAAUAAAAGCUUGAAACAAGAGUGGUAUUUUCAGAAUUAUUUUGCAUUAACGAGGAUUAUUGCCAAGAAAUGAAAGAGUGCACUUUUAGGAGGGAAUGCUAUUUAAAAUGUAUAAAUAAGAAUUAAAAUAGUGUAUAUAUUUAGAAAACAAAUCUUUUUAAACAGUAAAUGCUUUACAUGUUGAAUUAAAAAUAAAUUAGCAUAGGAACUAUAUCAUCUUCACAGUACUGGCUGUUAUCCAGCACAGUUUGGUUUGUUUUAUUUGUGAUUGCUGUACUAAUUAUAUUUGAUUUUUUUUUUAUCUGUAAUGUAACAAUAGUGUAUUAUAACAGUAUAUAGUGUACUAUACUACACUUCACUGUACAGUAUUUGGAAUUUUCUUUGAUUGCUAUAUUAAAACUAUAAGUUAAAACACCUGCUUUGGUUUUCUAAGGUGCAACUUUUAUCUAGCCUUUCACACAUUAGCCUGUUUAAUUAACACUGAUUUGGCUAUAAAAUUAAUGAAUUGUAAAUAUAUUGACUUCUGCAUUCUCCAUAUAAACUGCAUUAUACUUGCGUACAUGAAUACUAGUACGGAAGAUGAAAAACUGGUACAAACCUUAGAAAAGUAAACUCUGAUGUCAUCCAUGUUGCUUUAGUUGUUUCUGUUUAAAAGAAACUUUUUUGAAAGAAAAACUCCUUAUGGAAAAGUUUUUUUGAUCUCAUACCUGUUCUGAAUAUUUAAUUAAACACACGGGAUCUUUGAACGUGAGAGAUUUUUAAAACAAGUUUUUAUAUAUUUGAGACCAAUAUAUGAGAUCUGAAUCUUUUUUCAAAGUUGUUACCAAGAAGGUUGUGUAGAAAAACGCUGACCCAAGUCACACAUGACGUUUAAGACAUCUUGCAGUCUGUGGUUUGGAAUAUUGGUCAAAAUGUAUUUCAAAGCAAAACUGUAAUGCAUGCACGUAAUACGCAAGUAUGAAUAGUAUAAUGUGGAAGAAUUAGGCUUUUGAAAAUUUGGCAAUACUCAAAGAUGAACAUGUUGACAACUACUUAAAUCUUCUCUGUGCUUUUUCCACCAGCUACAUGUGGUACUUUGUUUCAAAAAUUGGCUGUAAUCAUAACUUUUGAGCCUAAAAAGGAGUGAUAAAACCAACUGCAAAACUGUG